AUGGCGGACAUGAAAGACGGAAAGUUCGUCCACGACGUUACGGUGGCUCCCAAGUCGGACCGCGUCUUCCCUCUCUUCUCCCUCAAGGGCAAGACCGCCAUCGUGUCCGGCGCCAGUGCGGGCAACAUUGGAUUGGGAAUAGCCCAGGUCCUGGCCGAAGCCGGCGCCAACGUGGCCAUAUGGUAUAACCGGAGGAAAGAAGAGGCAGAGCAGUCUGCCGCGGAAAUCGAAAAGGAGUAUGGCGUCAAGUGCCGAGCCUACCAAGUCAACGUCACGGCCUACGACGCCGUCGAAGAUGCCAUCAACACCAUCGUGCGGGAAUUCAACGGGCGGCUGGACGUCUUCGUUGCCAACUCGGGCGUCGCUUGGACCAAGGGCCCCAUGCUCGACGGGCCCAUCGACAUGUACACCGACGUCGUCAAGACCAACCUCGACGGCACCUACUUCAGCGCGCGGGCGGCAGGCCUGCACUUCCGCCGGCAAAAGCGCGAGGGGACCGAUUUCGUCGACAACAAGCCGCUUGACCCGCCUUUUACCACGGGCAGCUUCAUCGCGACGGCGAGUAUGAGCGGCCAUAUUGUGAAUGUGCCGCAGCUGCAGGCCUCGUACAACGCGAGCAAGGCCGCUAUCAUUCACCUCUGCAGGAGUCUGGCGGUGGAGUGGACUGGCUUUGCGCGCGCCAACUCGGUCAGUCCGGGGUAUAUCAUCACGAGCAUCUCGGAGUUUUGUGACGAGGAUACGAAGAGGGCGUGGAAGGACAAGAUUCCGAUGGGCCGUGAGGGCGAAGUGAACGAGCUCAAGGGUGCAUACCUUUAUCUGGCGUCAGAUGCGUCGUCGUAUACCACGGGAGCAGAUAUCAACGUGGACGGAGGGUACUGCGCGCCAUAA
Molecule: messenger RNA, 888 nt
Organism: Chaetomium globosum CBS 148.51
Lineage: Eukaryota; Fungi; Ascomycota; Sordariomycetes; Sordariales; Chaetomiaceae
Exons: 3
Coding region: 1-888 (295 amino acids)
Cellular component (GO): intracellular anatomical structure
Molecular function (GO): oxidoreductase activity, acting on NAD(P)H, oxygen as acceptor
Source: RefSeq, a predicted model, not a curated record